AUGCUUUCUAAAGAAGCCUCCUGGCAGGAACUGAAAGCUGAGAUGGAGAACUACAAAGAGAACAACGCGAGAAAGUCAUCUCUUCUCAGCUCUCUGAGAGACAGGGUCCAGGAGCUGGAAGAAGAAUUGGCAGCCCUGUCCGCCUCCAAAAUGAGGACCGAAAUCACGGCUCACGCCGCAAUCAAGGACAACCAGGAGCUAAAGAGGAAGGUGGCAGAACUAGACGAGGAAUUACAAAAGUGUGUAAAGAAAAACGAGGAGAAUAAGAAUCAGAUGUCGAAGAACUGCAAGGAACAUGAGGAAUUUCUAGCUUGUCUCCGGGACUGCUUAGAUCCGGAUAAGAAGAAUGAAAGGAUAUCAGAUGAAGAUUUAAUUCUAAAGCUCAGGGAGCUGUGCACGGAAAACACGUCCCUGAAAGGACAGCUUGUUACUCUUGAAGAGGCCGUGAAUGUCCAUGAGGUGGAGGCCAAAGCCAGCCGAGAAACCAUCAUGCGGCUGGUUUCCCAGGCCCACAGGGAGCAGAAGAGAGCCGCCUCCUGUGCCCAGGAGAGAGCCGGGCUGCAGCAGGACUUGCUCAGCGCUGUAGAGGCAAAGGAAGCUCUUGAAAGGGAAGUGCAGACCUUCCGAGAAAGGCUGCUUGCAGGCCAGCGGGCCUGGGAUGCUUCCAAGCAGGAGCUGAGCCUCUUGAAGAAAGAUUCCUGCGAGCUGGAGAGAAGGUUGAAGGCCAGCUUGGAGGCAGCCGAGGCCUCCCAGAACCAGCACACCUCCUUUAGGGAGAAAAUCGCAGUCCUCCUUAGGGGCAGCCUGGACAUGAUUGGGUCCACAGAGGAGGCCAUUCUGGAGAAGAUUCGAGAAAUGGAUAGCCAGGAAGAGAGCCAGAAAAGGAUGGUUUCCCAGCUUGAAGCCCAAAUAUCUGAGCUUGUUGAGCAGUUGGAAAAUGAGUCUGGGUUUCACCAGAAAGCUCUGCAGAGAGCCCAGGAAGCCGAGCACAAGCUGGAGGCUCUUCGGGGUCAGCUGACACACCUGGAGGGGGAGCUGGUGUCUGGAGAUGUUUUGCGGGACAACUUGAAUUUUGAGAAACAAAAGUAUCUUAAAUUUCUGGACCAGCUCUCAGAGAAAAUGAAAUUGGACCAGAUAGCUGCUGAACUUGGCUUUGACAUGCGUCUAGAUGUAGUUUUAGCUCGCGCGGAACAGCUGGUACACCUUGAGAGCAAUGCCGUCAUUGAAAAUAAGACCAUCGCCCACAAUUUACAGAGAAAGCUCAAGACCCAGAAAGACAGACUGGAGAGCAGAGAACUGCACUUGAACCUCCUCCGGCACAAGAUAGCGCAGCUGGAGGAGGAGAAGCGGUUGCGGACGGGCCUGGCUGUGGAGAGGGACGAGGCCAAUGCCGCCACGCGGAGGUUACAGAAGCAGGUGGAGAGGCUGCAGAAGGAGCUGAGCGUGUGCCGGGAAUCGAACACUGAGCUCAAAGCCAAACUGGCUGACACCAAUGAGCUGAAGAUUAAAACUCUGGAGCAGACCAAAGCCAUUGAAGACCUCAGUAAAUCCAGAGAUAAACUGGAAAAGAUGAAGGAGAAGGCUGAGAAGAAGCUCAUGUCUGUCAAGUCGGAACUGGACACUACCGAGCUCGAGGCCCAGGAGGACAAGGCCAGGGCCAGGAACACGAUAGAGGUGGUGACCAGCGAAUUGAAGACGCUAAGGAAAUCCCUGGAAGAAGCAGAAAAGAGGGAAAAGCAGCUGAUGGACUUUAGGGAGGUGGUUUCCCAGAUGCUGGGCUUGAACAUGACCAGCCUUGCUCUUCCUGACUAUGAAAUCAUCAAAUGUCUUGAAAGACUGAUCCAUUCCCAUCAGCAUCACUUUGUCACCUGUGCUGGCCUCAAAGAUAUGACUACCAGGCAAGACAGGCACCUGCAAAGCCACUGA
Pipistrellus nathusii (Nathusius's pipistrelle) is the source of this 1926-nucleotide messenger RNA. NCBI's taxonomy places the organism in Eukaryota, Metazoa, Chordata, Mammalia, Chiroptera, Vespertilionidae. The record is from the annotation of a GenBank genome assembly.